AUGGCACCCAAACCUGCCUCUACAGCCGGCAAGGCUCCUGCUUCGACCGCAUCCAAAGCCCCCGCAAAGACUGAAGGUUCCAAAGCUGCCAAGAAGACUUCCAAGCCAGCGUCGUCUGGUGAUGGCGAGAAGAAGAAACGCAGAAAGUCCAGGAAGGAAACAUACUCAUCCUACAUUUACAAAGUCCUCAAACAAGUUCACCCUGAUACGGGUAUCUCCAACAAGGCCAUGGCCAUCCUCAACAGCUUUGUCAACGAUAUCUUUGAACGUGUAGCUACCGAAGCAUCAAAACUCGCUGCCUAUUCCAAGAAGUCCACCAUCUCUUCACGCGAGAUUCAGACUUCUGUGAGAUUAAUCCUUCCAGGAGAGUUAGCCAAACAUGCGAUAUCCGAAGGUACCAAGUCGGUGACGAAGUUUUCAUCGGCGGGAGCCAAAUAGGUGGCUGUAAUCUACUAUUUCAUUUUUAUCUUUUGGUCUCGGAUCGCAGGCUUUGUACAACCAGUGUAUUUUUUCAUUAUCUAAAUCAGGAUAACCCAUUGUCCAUACCCGUUCGUUGUUUCGUGCUCUUGUUUCUCCGUUUCAAUGUUUUCAACGUUGAGGAUCUUGAAGGACUUUACUAUCUUUGUGGGAGAUUCGCUAAUAUUCUGUCGAUACACAUUGGGUUUGGGUUCAGGAGAGUUCAAGGCAUCAGAACCCUGCGUCCCUCAUGAGGCUGGGGUAUUGGCUGUCAUACUAGUUUUGAGCAGAAUCAUUCUCUUUCUGCGAGCAAUGCUCAAACCCUGGCGUGAGGAGAAUGACAACACCACGCUUCG
Molecule: messenger RNA, 812 nt
Organism: Guyanagaster necrorhizus
Lineage: Eukaryota; Fungi; Basidiomycota; Agaricomycetes; Agaricales; Physalacriaceae
Product: histone H2B
Exons: 4
Coding region: 1-438 (145 amino acids)
Cellular component (GO): nucleosome
Molecular function (GO): protein heterodimerization activity; DNA binding; structural constituent of chromatin
Source: RefSeq, a predicted model, not a curated record